CAAAAAUGAACCACUUCUCCCCAAACCUCCCUAAUCCCUCAUUCAAAAUAAAAAUCUCCAAAAUCACCUCGUGCCUCCCCACUCAAAACCAGCCGUUCACAAAUCUCUGUAGUUCGAAACCAUUGAAGGCCAGGCCAAAGCCAAAGAAGACAAUUGAGACUGAAUUACUAGAUCCUGUAGCCAAGAUCCUUAGUAAAUAUCUAUCUGAAGAGAAUAUCUUUAAAAUCCAGAAGAGGUUUCGUAGAAAAGCUAUUAAACGGAAUGUAAUUGAUAGGCAAAGGACGAGACAGAGAAAGUCUAAGAAUUUGUGGAUGAAUGAUGGGAUUGUUUCCAAAACAUGCAUGAAUUUCUCACAAUCUCCCUUGAAGAAAGGACUCAAUGAAGACCUUAAAGAUACAAAUAUGAACGUUCUUGGAUCAAAGGUGGUCAGCGUUCUAAAAUAAGAAAUCUCCAGAUUUAAAUCCAGAAGAAAAACCCAACACUCAAACCUCACCCAAAAUCAUCAUCAACAACCAAAUAAACCACCCUCUCAAGCUCAGCCAAAACUACCCAAGCUCCCUCCAAAACCCCUCCUCCAAAUCCCCUUGGCUCCAUAAAUCCCCUUGGCUCCAUAAAUCCCCUUCCAAAACCCUCUAUCAAUCCACUUCCAAAUAAAUCUGCCCAUCUCUUCUCAAGUCAUUCAGAAUCGGCUUACAUUGAUAUCUGUUCGCGACCGAGUUCUAAGAAGGCUCAAGAUUAUGAAAGUUAUUAUAGAAAUCUUAUUUCUUAUAACAAGAAAUUACUUUCGGAUUCCAUGAGCGAAAUAGAGAGCUUGCAUGCGAUUAAAAACAGUAGGAUGGCCAGAGGGGAAUGCGGUGACAGAAACCACUCAGAGGAAACUAAGCGAUCAGUGCUGAAGAAGAUUCCGACAUGAAUUUCCAAUACUAAAUUUUAAGUUCAAAAGAUCAUCCCAAGGUAAAAGAAUGAAGAAAAAAUAAUUAUGAGCAUUCUAAGAAUCUCAGUAGCGCACUGAAGUGAUUUGGAAGGAUCCCAGAUCCAUAUAUUAAGGCUCAGAGAGUUGGAAUUUCAAGGAAGUCAUGGGAUAGAAAUAUAGAUAUCGGUAGUCAGACACCUAUUCCUGGGUAUAGUUAUCUUAAUAUCAACCUCAAUGAUACUUCCAGUUCUCAAAAUAUCUAUAAGAAUUCAACGAAAUGAAGAAAUUCAGCUAAACCCCUGGUUUCUCCUCCAGGAUUUACAAAAAUUACCAAUAUCCCAAAACUCAAGCUAAAUUCAAGAAGUGGAAGGAACUCAAACAUGGUUUCACAAGGAAUUUCUUUUAGAGGAAGGAAUAUUUCUUGCAACACUUCAAUAACUCCAACAUUGUCAGUACCUCAAACCGUCAAAAUGAGACCACCAGAGCCAACAGAUUAUUUAGAUUUUUAA
This is a messenger RNA of Moneuplotes crassus, 1422 nucleotides long. The record is from the annotation of a GenBank genome assembly. NCBI's taxonomy places the organism in Eukaryota, Ciliophora, Spirotrichea, Euplotida, Euplotidae.